Messenger RNA from Pseudozyma flocculosa PF-1, 2577 nucleotides. RefSeq lists its product as uncharacterized. Bases 1 to 2577 code for a protein of 858 amino acids. The transcript has 2 exons. The record is from RefSeq and is a predicted model, not a curated record. Lineage: Eukaryota; Fungi; Basidiomycota; Ustilaginomycetes; Ustilaginales; Ustilaginaceae.
AUGGCAGCCCCGCCUGACCGGGCCACAGAAGAUGCCGGCGGCGGCAGUGACGCACAACUGCCUGACCUAUCUACCGAUACCACGUCCGCAUCGAUCGUCGUGCGCCCUUCGUUUGAGCAGCUCAACGCCACCCUCUUCUCGCGUGGCUACCUCCGCGCCCCGCUCAACGUCGCAGGCCUGCCCCAGCACUCGGUAGAGGCGCUCGCCGACGCCCUUCACGCCAUCAUCGCACAGCGCGAAGAGGAUCUCGAGGUGCGCAGCGUACUCACCGCAAAGACGCGCACCCUCACCGCCUCGCUCGAGCGUGCAAAGCGCUUCCUCAAGGACGAGGGCGAAAAGUGCGCAGACAGCGAACGCAAGGCAGAGGCGGCAAAGGCCAAGGCGGCCGCCGUUCAGCACGCCCUGCAGGCAGAACAGCUCGCGCACAAGGCCACAAAGGACGCCCUCACAAAGAGCCGGAGGGAGCUUCAGCUGGUCAAGGCAUCCGCGCUCCAGCACCGCGCAUCCUCGGACCGCAACGUCGCCCGCGUCCGCGCACGCAUCGGCGAAGUCACCGGCACCGCUCUGCGCCUGUCCGUUCCCGACUUCCGCAUCGUCUCGAGCGCAUUCGACGAGUCGCUGCCCGGCAGCGGCAGCGCCAAGGCGAGGGCGCCCACACUCGCAGAGGAGCAGGUCGAGGAGCUCGAGAGGAACCGCGCAGAGCUCGUCGACUACAACCGCGCCCUCAAGCGGCUGGCCACCGAGGCCAUCAAUGCCGUGCGCCGCGCAGACGCUGAGCUGCUCGACAUGGUCGAGGCCGAAGAGCAGGACAGCCAGAAGAAGGCGACCGCCGGCGCAGGACCAUCCGCGUCGUCCUCCAGCUCGGACCUCGCAUCAUCGUCGUACGGCAGCGGUGGCGCCAGCCAGAGUGCCAGCAAAAAGCGCGCGUCGACGUCAGAUGCGUGGCUGCAGGGCCAUGGAGCGCUCUUCCAGCGCGACCUCUUCCCCGCCGCACAUCCUUUGACGACAGCCGCGGCAGCAGCAGCCGUCGCCGGUGCUUCUGGUUCCAGAGCGGCGCCGGCGCACCCGGCACUGCAGGCGCUGUCCCGCGCCACCGACCAUUUCGCAGACCACGUGCAGACCUUGCUGGAUCUCCGCACCACGCGUCUCGUCCACGAGGCCGAGUCGCGGAAGCGCGAUGCCAUCGAGGCCAAGGAGAGCUCGUGGCAGGCGCAGCUGCACUCCGAGGUCAAGGCCGAGAUCGAGGGCGACGCCCAAUUCUCGGUAAACCGCCACGACGCCGUACUGAGCGUCAACGGCGCGCUCACGGCCAACAAGAAGCAGGUGUGGCAAGAGGAGAAAAAGGAGCUUGAGAGGAAGCUCCUCGAUACCGUCAAGAGGCUGGCGGUGGCCGAGCAGAAUGUGGCGAGGAGGGAAAAGGAGCUGAGGAAGCUCGAGGAGAGCGAGAGGCGGGCCAGGCGGCUGAUCGACGAGCAGCAACGGCAGCAGCAGCAGCAGCCGACCGCCAAGGAGGGCGAUAAGGAAGGGGAUGGCGCCAAGGCCGGCAAGGAGUCUUCUGCAUCCAACAUCGAGGCCGCCCGGAACGAGCUGCAGCGGGAAUUCGACGAGGCCAAGGCCGAGAAGCGGCGGUACGCUAAGCUCUCCGAGACCCUUGAGCGGGAUCGGGAGCAGCUCGAGAGGGCUCGGGAGAAGCUACGCGCCGAAAGGGCCGAGUCUCGAGCCAUGUCGGCGGCGGCAGCAGCGGCGACGACAGCAACCCAGCUGCAGCAGGACCAGCCAGCCCCCGCUCGCAGGACGGUCUCGCGCCUGGAUGCGUCGGAGAUGCCGGCACGGCCUGCUGCGGCGAUCGAGCGCCUGCCGCCUGUCAUCGAAGGGCUUGAAUUGUCGCCAGCCGCCGAUGAGGGAGGCGACAAGAUGGAGCUCGACGAUGCACCGGCGGCGGAGGCGGUACCGGCUUUGUCUCCAAGCCAUCCGGCGACGGCUGAACUCGCUGUGGCGCCGGCAGGCGAGGCACCUGGAUCCGCCGUGGCGACGGGAUCCAACCCUGAACUCGAUGCCAUCUUCGGCCGGGCUUUCUCUGCACUCGCCACGACGUCGAUGUCGAGUCCGCCGUCUACGGCGAAGGCGGCAACAAGGACCCCCGUCGAGAAGCCUCGUCGCCAAUCGAGUCGGCUCAGCUCGUCAUCGUCCACUCCCCCGACAUCGGAUGUCGUCGCGGCGGAGUCGGCGGCUGUCCCGACAACCGAGAAGCGCAAGAGUCGGCGUAUCUCGGAGCGUUCCGAGGACAGGCACGAGGAGGCCGCCACCGUCUCGGAGGGUUCCGAGAGGAAGCGGCGUAGGGUCGAGACGGAAAGCAGCCUCGCGGAACGGCGCAGCAGCAAUAGCAGCGGCAGCACUACAGGACGCCGGUCAAGGACGGAGGACGACGGCAUCUUCGGCUCCGCUACCACGUCGGCCACGUCCGGCGGCCUCGUCGUCGUCGUCCUCUGCCCCGACCGCCGCUGCCGGGCCUGCACCAUCCGAGGACCAACCGAGACGACCUUCCGCAUCGCGCGUGACGGCCCCGACAGCUUCUAG